This is a messenger RNA of [Torrubiella] hemipterigena, 1516 nucleotides long. The record is from the annotation of a GenBank genome assembly. NCBI's taxonomy places the organism in Eukaryota, Fungi, Ascomycota, Sordariomycetes, Hypocreales, Clavicipitaceae.
GCCUCUCUCCGCAUCCAUCGCCCUCCGCGCCAAUUCUCUCCAAUUCCAGCAAGAUCUUGCUUUUUGGAUCGUCCUGCACUCACCCAAACACCUUCAUUCAUUCUUACAAAAUGCGCUUUACUCUCGCUGUCACGGCCGCCCUGGCCUCUGUCGCCGCCGCCGAAGAGGGCAUCUUCGCCCAGUACAAGGCCCAGUUCCAAAACUUGGUUGGCAAGUUUGGCUCCAUCGCUGAGGAAGCUAUUCCUAAAGAUCCCGUUGCCUCUGUUGCCGCAAAGAUUGGCUCCGUCAAGGUUACCAGCUUGAAUCUGGACACCUGGAAGGACACUCUCUAUGAGCCUGUCAAGGCUGCUGCUACCUCCCCUGAGGAGUGGUAUGUCAUGAUCACUGGCGGCAACAAGACUUGCUUUGGCCUCUGCGAAAACGCCGAAAAGGCCUUCAACGCCAGCGCCGUCCGCUUCGCCGCCGCUUCCAAGCGCCCUCACCUGGCUGUGCUCAACUGUGAUAACGAGCCUGUUCUUUGCAACAGCUGGUCUGCCAACAGCGGCCACCUUUGGGCCUUCCAGAUGCUUCCCACUCCCGCCCCCAUCGACAUUUACCGUACCCGCUUGAACCUCACCACAACGACGGCUGAAACCAUCACCAAGCUCUACAGCAACGGCAAGAAGGACUUUGUCCUCCUUGAGUCCUUCUUCCACCCUUUCAACGGCAAGGCUGCCGAGCUUGGCGUCGCUGUUCCCAUUGGCUACGUUCUUUGGGCCUUUGGUCUCGUCCCUCAGUGGGCUUUCAUGAUCGUCGUCUCUCUUCUUAGCAGAACUAUGAUGUCCAACCGCAUGCAAGGCCAGCAGCAGCAGCAACGCCGUGCUGCCGCUCCUGGAGCCGCCGCCGCCCCUGCUCAAUAAGCUAUGAGGCUCUUGGCUUUCUCUAGACCCUCUUCGCUUGACCAACCAUGGGGUUGGGUCUUUGGUUUUUCUUCUUGGCACAUUUUUUACUUCCUCAAUAUCCUGGCUGUUUUCGUGGGGUAGCUCUAUUUUUUCUUCUGGAGUUGUCUGUUUGCCGCUUCUUAUUAUUCGAUGGGGGUUUGUCUCAAAAAAGGGUUUCUGUCUACAGGGUUUGGGUUGGGUUAUUCUUAGGAAAGACGACAUGCCUACUCUACGGACGUGCAUUGAAGUCGUGGCGAAGGAUUAUUGCAUUAUUAUUGUUAGGCGAAUUACAAACGCUUGUUCUUGUUCUCAUUUCAUCAUUACUUCGUGGGCGCUCAUGAUUUGUUCGAGCAUGCGUUUCGUAGGGAAUCCAUGCCUGCUCGUAGCUCCUCAGGUAGUCUUGCAUUGCUUAACUUGCUGUAUUGCAAAUCACUCAACGUACUGAUUAUUUGUGCAAUAGAUUGAGUAAGGGCCCUCUCCUCAUCCUCUAACCGCAGGAUAUCCUCUUUCAAAGCAUCUGCUGCGCCCUCAAGCUCGGGGAGAAUGGAGUCGAGCGUGUGCUUUGAACUCUCGACACCGGAGUCUGCUGCGAAUAG